This is a messenger RNA of Helobdella robusta, 1209 nucleotides long. RefSeq lists its product as hypothetical. The record is from RefSeq and is a predicted model, not a curated record. Bases 1 to 1209 code for a protein of 402 amino acids. Lineage: Eukaryota; Metazoa; Annelida; Clitellata; Rhynchobdellida; Glossiphoniidae. The transcript is spliced from 3 exons. Gene Ontology annotation, molecular function: flavin adenine dinucleotide binding; oxidoreductase activity, acting on CH-OH group of donors.
AUGUACUCGGCAAAAAAAUGCAUAGAUCUAAGUAAUAGUAACAUUCAGCAGAUGAUUAAGCGGUUCAUUGGGAAAUCAGCAAAUAUUUCAGAACAUGAUUACAUAGUAGUCGGAUCUGGUUCUGCAGGCAGCGUGAUUGCCAACAGGCUAGCAACGUUCAACAGCCCCGAUAAAUCUUCCAACCAGGUUCUUCUUCUGGAAGCUGGUCCUUCAGACGACACGUGGAAAAUUAAAAUGCCUGCUGCUCUGAUGUAUUGUUUAAAAGAUAAAAAGUACAGUUGGUGUUAUGAAACCACUCCUCAGCCAAGAGCAAACAACAGGGUGUUUUUCUGGCCACGAGGUAAAGUAAUGGGAGGAUCAUCUUCUUUGAACGCCAUGGUGUACGUACGGGGUCACCCAUACGAUUAUGAUCGUUGGGAACAAGAGGGAGCCAAGGGGUGGUCCUACGCCGACUGUUUGCCUUACUUCAAGAAAGCUCAAACUCAUCAAUUAGGAGGUGAUGAUUACCGUGGUGACAGUGGACCGCUCUACGUGUCCAGAGGAAAAUGGAACAAUCCAUUGUACCAUGCUUUUGUUGAUGCCGGCUUGCAAGCUGGGUAUCAACAUACAGAAGAUUGCAAUGGAUUUAAACAAGAAGGAUUUGGACAUUUUGACAUGACCAUAAAAAAUGGUGUAAGAUGCAAUGCUUCCAUGGCUUACAUUCAUCCAAUUUUAUCAAAGUAUAAAAAUUUGAAAAUUUCCACAAAUUCGAUGGCAACGAAAGUGAUCGUUGAAGGCUCCAAGGCUGUUGGUGUUGAAUACAAGCAAAACGAUGCGACGAAAUAUGCCAGGGCUCGCAAAGAAGUAAUUUUGUGCGGUGGUUCAAUCAAUUCACCACAACUUCUACUGCUAUCUGGAAUCGGUAAUGCCGAUGAAUUGAGAAAUUUUGUAAGGAGUACUUCUGAAACUGCGUAUCAUCCCUGCGGUACUGCCAAAAUGGGCUCUGAAAACGAUAAAAGUGCAGUUGUAGAUUCAAAAUGUCGUGUUUUAGGAAUAGACAAACUGAGAGUGGUCGAUGCUUCAAUCAUGCCAAGCAUUCUCAGUGGUAACUUGAACGCUCCGGUAAUAAUGAUGGCAGAGAAAGCAGCAGACAUGAUUUUGGGAGUACCUCCUCUGCCCAAGUUGCAUGUUCCUGUUUGGAAGCCAAGUGAUCCUACCAAGCAGAGAUAG